UUGAAUCUGAACGAACAAUAAAAACUGCUCUUUGACACCUUGAGCUUAAAGAAAAGAAAAUUUUUUCUUUUCUUUGACAAUUUUCACACUUUCCUUCAGCGUUCACACUACCAUCUCUUCAUAUAUAUCUUUCCUUCACUUUCUACCUCUAUCUUUUUUCCUUUUUCUCUCUUCGAAUUUUGAUCAAAUCAAUCCUUUUUGUGGGUGUAAACUGAUUUAGGUUAGUUUGAGCGUGUGAUUGUUAUGGAGGGACAUCUUCACCACCAACAUCACAAUCAGCAUCACCUACAGCAAUAUCAGCUGCUGCAGCAGCAACAUCACAUCAGCGUAAACGUAGAGGCAAGUGAUAAGUUUCCUCAAUGGAGUAUUCAAGAAACAAAGGAGUUCUUGAUGAUCCGAGCAGAACUGGAUCCAACUUUCAUGGAAAAGAAAAGAAACAAAGUUUUGUGGGAAGUUAUCUCUAAUAAAAUGAAAGAAAAGGGUUAUAAUCGUAGCGCAGAGCAGUGCAAGUGCAAGUGGAAGAAUCUUUUUACAAGAUACAAGGGUUGUGAGACGAUAGAACCUGAAGCUAUGAGGCAACAGUUUCCUUUCUACAAUGAGUUGCAAGCGAUUUUCACAUCAAGGAUGCAAAGAAUGUUACGGGCUGAAGCUGAAGGAGCAGCGACUGGGUUGAAAAAGAAAGCAGUGAAGCUAUCUUCUGACGAUGAGGAUAAGAAUGAAGAAAUUAUUGAGGGCGAAAAGGGUGGCAGUAGAAAGAAGAUAAAAAAGGGCAAGGCAAUUGGUGGAACUAGUAGCAGUGGAAAUAGUAUUAGUUUGAAAGAGUCUUUGGAAGAUUUCACGAAGCAACAGAUUCAAAUGGAAAUGCAAUGGAGAGAAGUAUUUGAGGCAAGGGAAAAUGAGAGGAUGAUGAAGGAGAUGGAAUGGAGACAAACCAUGAAACAAUUAGAGAAUGAUAGGAUAGUGAUGGAAAGAAGAUGGAGAGAGAGAGAAGAGCAAAGAAGGGUGAGAGAAGAGGCUAGGGCUGAGAAGAGGGAUGCCCUUAUCACUGCACUCCUAAACAAGCUUAGAGGAGAAGACAUGUAGUGAUCAGCUUUCUUUCAAUGUUUUUGCUGUUUUAGAGAAGAGUUUUUGUCAUGUGGACGAGCUGGUAGGAUUGGUAAGCCACAAGGUCUGUUCAUGGCUUGUAGAGAAGAUUGUUGGCAGGGAAACGGAAAGGUUAGGCUUCAUUUGUUUUUCUCCUCCAUCAACAACGUUCAAUCAGGGCCAUGAAGAAAUGUAAGUUUGUGACCCAGCCUCAGAAUAUAUAUAUAUAUAUAUUGAUAUUCUUUAUCCUCUAAUUAAUAUAUCUUAAUAUUUCAAGUUUGAUAUUAGAGGUCUAACUUAACCAUUAUGAUGUUUCUCUUACUAAUUAAUAUAUAUUUGUUUAACUUCAUUUUGUUAUUGUUUUUAUUUUAUUUUAUUUUAUUUU
Messenger RNA from Populus nigra (black poplar), 1468 nucleotides. Its product is annotated as trihelix transcription factor GT-3b. The transcript has 3 exons. The coding region runs from base 244 to 1083 and encodes 279 amino acids. The record is from RefSeq and is a predicted model, not a curated record. NCBI's taxonomy places the organism in Eukaryota, Viridiplantae, Streptophyta, Magnoliopsida, Malpighiales, Salicaceae.